Canariomyces notabilis is the source of this 1068-nucleotide messenger RNA. Its product is annotated as guanine nucleotide-binding protein alpha-2 subunit. Gene Ontology annotation, cellular component: heterotrimeric G-protein complex. NCBI's taxonomy places the organism in Eukaryota, Fungi, Ascomycota, Sordariomycetes, Sordariales, Chaetomiaceae. Gene Ontology annotation, molecular function: G-protein beta/gamma-subunit complex binding; G protein-coupled receptor binding; GTPase activity. The record is from RefSeq and is a predicted model, not a curated record. The transcript has 5 exons. Gene Ontology annotation, biological process: G protein-coupled receptor signaling pathway. Bases 1 to 1068 code for a protein of 355 amino acids.
AUGUGUUUCGGGGGCCGUGACAAGCAGAGCGAUGAGGGCGCUGCCCGCUCGCGCGAGCUAGACAAAAUCAUCCGCGCUGACGAGAAGCGCAUGGCCAAAGAAGUGAAGCUGCUUCUAUUGGGCGCCGGCGAGUCCGGAAAAUCGACGGUGCUGAAGCAGAUGAAGCUUAUCUAUGCGCAAGGAUUCAGCAAAAAUGAGAAACUCGAGUGGAAGCCCGUUGUGUUCGCAAAUAUCGUUCAAGCGUUCCGCCUGAUCUAUGACGCUAUGAACGAGCUCGACAUCAAGUUUGAGAACCCCGAGAACGAGAAAAACAUGGCUCACAUCAUGGUCGACCACGAGGUAGGGGCACAUGAUCCCCUACCCGAGGACUUUCUGGAGCCCAUCCAGAAGCUGUGGGUCGAUGAGGGUGUUAAGAAAGCCAUUGCCAAGGGCAACGAAUACGCGUUGCACGACAACUUGGAUUACUUCUGCUCAGAUUUGGAGCGUCUCUGGGACAAGAACUACGUACCCACAGACCAGGAUCUUCUGCGGUCAAGAUUAAGAACCACAGGUAUCACUGAGACUAUCUUCGACCUAGGCCAGCUCACAUACCGUAUGUUCGAUGUCGGUGGUCAGCGGUCUGAACGGAAAAAGUGGAUCCACUGCUUUGAGAACGUUAACUGUUUGUUGUUCCUGGUGGCGAUCUCUGGAUACGACCAGUGCCUCGUGGAGGACAAGGAUGGAAACCAAAUGAAUGAAGCCCUGAUGCUAUGGGAAUCGAUCGCAAACUCGCACUGGUUCACCAAAUCGGCGCUCAUUCUCUUCCUCAACAAGAUGGAUCUCUUCAAGGAGAAGAUCGCAAAGAGCCCCAUAACAGCCCACGGCUUCACCGACUACCAUGGACCGGCAGACGACUGGAAGCAAGCCAGCAAUUAUUUCAUGAACAAGUUCCGGGCGCUGAACCGGAACCCAGAGAAGGAGAUCUAUGGCCAUUUCACCAAUGCCACCGAUACAAACCUGCUCAAGAUCACCAUGGGCUCCGUGCAGGACAUGAUUAUCCAGAGGAACCUGAAGCAGCUUAUUCUGUAA